Messenger RNA from Eruca vesicaria subsp. sativa (arugula), 897 nucleotides. Lineage: Eukaryota; Viridiplantae; Streptophyta; Magnoliopsida; Brassicales; Brassicaceae. The record is from the annotation of a GenBank genome assembly.
AUGCAAAUCUUCUACUCCAGACCCCCACCAGAUCCGCCUCCGUGCAUAAAUCAUCCAUUAUCGUUCAAGUCUCUCAUUCUCACUGAGCCGCCAGAGCCGCCAGACCCUCCAGAUGCAAACGUCAUCCCUGCUCUGAUCCCGUUCGUCGAUGAAUUCCACAACCCCUCUCCCCAAACGGCUUUUCAAGUUGUAGAUCUCGAAUCUGGUGUCCCAGCUAUGGCGUUUGGAUCCACGGGUGUUGUGGUUUCUUGUGUGUUUACGUGUAAAGAACUCUCUUCUACCGUUUGUUCAUGGCUCCUGCUUACAGGAUCUACUUCAUCCAACGUUGCCGCUCGCUCUAAUAACCUCAUCUUCGUCCUUCUCAUUGCUACUCUUGGUUUCCUCAUUUCUUACUCCACACCGCCUCCUCUAGCUUUCGCACAGACCUCAUCUCUGAAGACUCCACCCAUGGUGGUGACAAAGAACAGUGUUGGUGGUGGUUCCCCCGUGUCAACGAGUGACACUUUCUUAGCCUACGGGCUUCUCUCUCCUGUGAUAUACAGGUCCCUAUGUGGGAAUAUCUAUGGCUUUCAAGCAGGUCCUUUAACCUUCCUACCGAUUCUCUUUGUAAGUAUUUAUAUCACAUUGGCGAGAUCCUCAGCAGUAUGCAGUCCCCUUACGGGCUACAUGCCGGUUGUUGAUGUUGGUUCUAAUCUCCCUUCCACCUUUGUCGCUAUGGCUUUGGCAAUGAUAGGGAAUUCUCUCCUCUUGUGGCAGCUUGGAUUGAAACGUCUUAAGCUGUGUGCUGCCACAGUCAGAAAUGUCUCCGCAAGUGGGAUGCCAUACGGUGGUGUAAACAAGCUCGAGACUGUUAUAGUGGCCGAGUUGAACGCAUGCGUCAUGACCUCGGCCUUAUGA